AUGAAGGCGCUUAGAGCUGGGUCGAAGGAGGCCGCCUCCUGUCCGGCCAUCAUCUCUGUUGCGGGAGCCACGGUGGAUCUCCCCCCCGAACAGUGGAGGCUGCUCGCAGAGGAUAAGCAUCCUCUCACGGCCCGUCUGUUCGACUUUAUCACCGGGGACGUGGUCGACAAGAAGAGCUCGAACGCGAGCAUGCUCAUUAUGCUACACCCCGACCACUUGUCGCUUGACGGCGACGAGUGGAACACGCGGUUCGUUCGCGUUGCUAUUCCCACUGGUGGUGCGGAACACGUCACCGCGGCUGAUGCGAUUGUGGAGUGGUUUCAGGGUCGCGUCGACGAGGAUUUUGCGCGCGGCUCCAUUCAGUGCACCCGCUCCCGCCAGCUUAAGGAUCCCGAGCGUCUGUUGGAUCUGGACGCGAUGUCAUUCCGCGGCUCAUGCGGCAACAUCGCUUGUCUGUUCGCGUUCGACAAGAUCAUUGCCCAGUUGGACGCGGUCGCUGCCAGUGGAUCCGGGCCGCAAUUCUCGAGGCCAACCGCGAAGACUCUGAAUGCACUGAGGCAUGAGGCGUACCAAACCGCCGAAGAGCUCGCGUUCAACUUGAGCGUGGAUAUGACGCGACCCAUGCACGGCGGUGAGGCUGAAGGGGCUGAAACGGGGAAGGUGCAGAAAGUGGCUACGGGUGCGCAGGUUGCUGACCAUGGUGUUCUCGCUCUCACAGGUGCCGCUGGUGUUUCGAACCGCGGAGGUGCUCGAGGGGGGACGGUGGUCCACGCUGAUGACGACGUGGCCGAGGAUACCGCGACAAAGGGUGCAACCCGCGAUGAGGCUGACCUCGCUGUUGCGCGUGAGGGGGAGGAGUCGAGCGAGGAGGAGGCGGAGGCACAUGUGGUAGCGGCCGCGGCAUCCAGUAGGCCCACUACAUCCGGCAAGAGCAUCAAGCACCUCGCGCAGCACUUGGCCCCCGGUGCUGGAAGCGCGGGCCCGAGUGGUGAGGUCGCGGGCAAGAGUCCCGUGACAGGUCCGCGUGAUCACGCAUCCCUGUCCUCGUUGCCAUCGCAUAAGCUUGCUGCCGAGAUCCUGCAGCUCGACUGCAGGCUUGCAGCGCUGGCCGAAGAGAACGCACAGCUGAAGAAACGCCAGGAGUCGGGGGUUGGUGGGGUCGCGGUCGUGGGCUCUCACGAGCUUGCGUCCGCGCUUGAUAAUGCGGUUCGGGUGUUGAAGGAAGAGGCGAGGGCGAUCGCGCAGGAAAGAGCGGCACUGGUCGAUACGCGUAACCAGGAGGCGUUGGUGCUGGGGAGAGUGGACGCGAGGCUGGGACAGCUGCAGGGGGUGGUGACAGACUCCAUGGAAGCCGCUCAGAAGAAGCUGACGGACGAGGUUGCGCGGAAGAUCGACAACAUGUCGACCGCGGAGCCCCCCCCGCCGCGCACGGAUAAUGAAGGAGCGGCCGCGACGGAGAUUGCCGAGAUCGGGGAUGCAGAGCAUGGAAAGCGGGCAGCGGUUGCAAAGGCGGAGAAUCAAAGGGGGGCGAAGAGGCAGAGAGGUUCCCAGGCAGCGGCCGCGGUGCGCAAUCCGAGCGUGCAGGACAUGCUGAAGCAGAAGUGGGGCGCUGCAUCGCGAGGUCCAGCACCGCCUGGUCAACCGGGCUCGAGCUCGCGCUCCAUCCCACAUGGAGAAGCUGCACCCAAACCACCGGGCCCUGCCGGGGCAACCGCGACAGUGACAAGUACUGUGGGUCGGGGCAAGGGUAAGUCGGAGGAUGGAGAGGCGCCGGCUGCUGCGGCAGAGGGUAGGCAGACCACGCUCGCACCCGCUCGUGCUGCAAUCGCCGCGGGACAUCUGCACAGCGCACUGGCAUCUGGAGGUCCUAUCGCGGCCUCGGUCGAGGGCAAGGCGGAAAAACGCGGACGGGGUGGCAAGAAGUUGCCCACUCCACCCGUGUACACGAUCGACGAGGACGAUGCGGAUGAGGAGCUGGAGGGUCUCGUGAGCAGGUGGGUCGAGGCGGGCGAUGGAGGAGAGAAGGAUGGGGAGGCCGCGGUCGACAUUUAUAGCGCCGGAGAGAGCGCGGACGAGCAAGACGGAGACGCCGUGAUCGUGGAAGGUGGCACAACGGGAGGACAUGGUGACACCGCCCCCAAGCGCAAGGGCUGCGGCAUCCGCGCUCCACCCAGGGGCGGGCCCGGAUUGGUUUCUGAACCCCAUCUAGGGGGGAAGAAGCGAUGGCUCGGACACGGCGACCUCAAAGACCUGCAGUACAAGACCGCGAUCGCGAUGUAUCCCUACGACGGGAAGGUCGACCCCGGGCUGAAUUUGAGCCAGAAGCAGAUCCGAGAAUGGGCCGCGGACCUGUCCAUCGCCGAGGGGUUACAUACGGGCCUCUUAAUCACCAUGCACUACCGCAACCUCGUGGCAAGCAAGGACAGGUGGCACCGCAUGUUCGAUUCCUAUCGCGGGCUUACCAAGCCCGGAAUGCACACCACCAACGUGAUUGCAUGGGCCGCGGUGGUAGGCAAGGAGGCUGCAUCAGAAGAAGCGGAUCUCGGCGACGUGGAGCCGACGGACUACGCGGGAGCGAUCGCAUGCGCCAUUGCAAUGGUGUGGGAGGUCACUCGCGGUUCUAACGUCACUGCCGCGGCGGAUAAUGGAAACCUGGCUGCGCGUGCAGCAGGUUGCUAUGGAGAGCGAAGCCGUCUCUUCCCCGUAGUAUCCGCGUACGUCAUCAAUGCGGUGCGGAAGCGCAAUAGCCGCGAGGAAGAUGAGCCACAGGCUGUCCCAGACCCGAAGGCGGUCGCCGCCGCGAUCGUGUCCGGAGUCGUGAACGAGGUCAUUGCAAAGUCUCGCGAUCUCAGGCACAUCGAGUUGGCCGCCCGCGAAACGGUGGACGUUAUCAUCACCUGGUGCGACUGCUCGGUGGCAGGGAAGCAGAUGGAGUCCUUGGGUUUGUACCUUGCCCUGCCAAAGGAUCGUCUGAAGAAGCGCACUUGA
Molecule: messenger RNA, 2988 nt
Organism: Closterium sp. NIES-65
Lineage: Eukaryota; Viridiplantae; Streptophyta; Zygnematophyceae; Desmidiales; Closteriaceae
Source: the annotation of a GenBank genome assembly